Gigantopelta aegis is the source of this 1289-nucleotide messenger RNA. RefSeq names its product calmodulin-beta-like. The record is from RefSeq and is a predicted model, not a curated record. Gene Ontology annotation, molecular function: enzyme regulator activity; calcium ion binding. The transcript has 7 exons. The coding region runs from base 213 to 755 and encodes 180 amino acids. Lineage: Eukaryota; Metazoa; Mollusca; Gastropoda; Neomphalida; Peltospiridae.
GCGCUGGAAUCGGUCGCUGAGACCUGCAGUGGUGAUCGGGCACCUAGCCACGACUUGCCGGGACGAGCGAAAGGAAGCCUAAUCAUCUAGGGGAUGAUGCUUUGAUUGUUGGUACACGGCGUAAACCUGCUGGGACGUUGCCCGUGUGUUUGUCUCUUUGUGUGUACAGGACUAAAGAGCGUCACAGAAACCAGCCGUGCGACAAUUGCCACAUGUUCUGCUUGUCUGCGACAAUGACGGAAGGCAGUAUUCUGGAUAAAUACUCGGAAAGACAAAUCAGAGAGCUCCGUGAAGCGUUUGCAUUAUUUGACCGCGAUGGGGACGGUUCUAUCUCGACAGACGAACUGGGCACUGUUAUGAGAAACCUGGGCCAGUUUCCAAACACGGAGGAGCUGAGGGAAAUGAUUAAAGAGAUAGACAUAGACGGUGAUGGGACAUUUUCAUUUGAGGAGUUCGUGCAGGUGAUGGCUAACAUGGGCGGAAUCAGCGAGAACACAGAGGAAGAUGAGGAGGAGGAGCUGCGGCAAGCAUUCAGGGUGUUUGACAAAACUGGAUGUGGUUACAUCACUUCCUCUGACCUGAGAGCUGUGUUACAGUGCAUGGGCGAAGAUCUGUCGGAAGAUGAAAUUGACGAAAUGAUAAAUGAAGUGGAUAUCGACGGUGACGGGAGAAUUGACUUUGAUGAGUUUAUUGCAUGCAUGAAGGAGGAUCAGAAGGACGAUGAGAAAGGAGAAGAAGCCAGUACUGAUUUCUAGCAUACACCAGCCACCAUUACCCGGUUCAUCUUCAGUUUGUAGUACAGCACACAAUGCCAGCAUCAUAGCAUCAUUCAACACCUCAAAAUUUAGACAUGAAAAAACAAAUAUGUGUCAAAAACUGCAAUGAAAAAAACCACCAAAAAAACCCCAAACAAUAUUCUGUGCGAUUCGUGUUUGUCGAAGUCACCAGUUCAGGGUCAUCAAAUGAUCGCUUCUUAUGCAUCACUCAUGUUCUUGUAAAUCGAUAAUACGUUCAACUGGUCGAUGGAAUGGAUGUUUAACCACAAUGUAACAGGAAAUAUUUCGAUUUUAUCUAAAUAUUACAUUUGUGUGGAUAUAUUAAAACAGUAUGACACAUGCACACACACACACAUUUUCUUGAUUAAAUAGAAAUUAUGUUAGUGUCAAGAUACAUGUAUUUAUAUUUUUAUUUGAUUAUUCAUUAUUUUAAUUUUCGAUGAUAUUACGAACAAUAAUUGUACUAUGUAUUGACAAAAGGUUCUUGGAUUUAGAAUAAAGGAAUAAAACGAU